GCUCUACUUAAAAAAUUACCCACAAUACAGUUCGUACUAACGACAUUCCAAGGCCCGAUGGCGGACGAUUCGGACGAGGAACGAGCAAAGGGCAGAGUAAUACAAAACCAACCAUACGACGAAGCCCUAGAAAUCCCUGACGGUGAGGAAGUGGCGAGCACAUACUCCCCUACACCAAGAGUAAACCCAGCAGGAGCCGGCAAACUGGCGCUAACACGCCCUCAAGGACCAGAACGAGGAAAAAGUGUUGGAUCCAUGGAGUCCAAUUUAUCAGGAAACAAUUCAGAGGAGGAGGACGAGGAGGAGGAGGAAGAUGACGAAUUUCCAGACGAUAUGGGACAAAUGGGACAGAUGGGACAGAUGGGACAAAUGGGACAGAUGGGACAAAUGGGACAAAUGGAACCGUUGGGACAAAUGGGACAAAUGGAACCGUUGGGACAACGGAGUCAACAGCAGCGUGGCCCACCUGGUAGCCUGCAGGGUCAAGGGGGACAACAGCAGCAACAACAGUUUAACUCAGAAGACGAGGAAACGGACUCAUCUGACGAAGACGAUGACGACGAAGACGAUGAUGAUGAUGACGAUGAUGAUCAUGCACCAUUAGAAGGAGCGUAUGAUCCCGCUGACUAUGAAAACCUCCCUGUCACACCGGAGAUCAAGGAAUUGUUCCAGUAUAUUACAAGGUAUACCCCCCAGUCCAUUGAGUUGGAACAUAAGCUGAAGCCGUUCAUCCCAGACUUUAUUCCAGCUGUUGGGGAUAUUGACGCCUUUAUCAAGAUUAUUCGCCCUGACAGCAAGCCAGACACCCUGGGUCUGAACGUGUUGGACGAGCCAUGUGCCAAACAGUCUGAUCCAACUGUCCUUGACCUUCAACUCCGCGCUAUCUCCAAACAGACGACAGAUAAAAAAGUGGUUGUGAAGAGUUUAGAGUCUGCUGAGAAAAAUCCCAAACACAUUGACAGCUGGAUCGAGAGUAUCCGCGAGCUAAGGCGUAUCCAGCCUCCCCCGAAUGUACAUUACUCUAAAAAUAUGCCUGAUAUAGACACACUUAUGCAGGAAUGGCCUCCUGAAUUUGAAGAAUUACUGAAAGAGGUUGGACUGCCCACUGCUGAGCUGGACUGUGAUCUUCCAGAGUAUGUGGACCUAGUGUGUUCUAUACUGGAUGUGCCGAUAUACAAAGGUUCUCCGCAUCGUAACGAGAGGGUGCUAGCUCUCCAUGUAAUCUUUACUCUCUUCUCUGAGUUCAAGAACUCCCAGCAUUUUCGAACACUGGCAGAGGAAAAUAAACUAGACAACAAUUUAAAGGAAUCGGAUGGUUUUGGAGCGGGAGGCGGGAUGGACGACAACAAGCUAACAUUUUGAUACUGAUCAGUACAUCAUCAUAGAUCAUCGUAGUGAAGUUCACACCCCUUUAAUUUCAAACAGUUCUACAUUUUAUAAAUUAGAAAUUGUAAGAAGAAAAGUAUGGAAAGGUGAAUUUCAAAUGUUCCAGUCAAAGUAUGGAAGACUUUGAUCGAAGUAUUCUUGAGACAUUGUGUAGGUUACACAGACUAUAAUAUGAACUUGUGAAUCUGUUUACUAAACAGACAUGAAGGACACAUCAUGGACCAAGUUGUGUAAUACAAGCUUUUUUUCGCCCUUCGGGACUGGUUGUGAUAACUUCUAAUUUAUAUUACUGUUACAAAAAUAUUACUUCCUUUGCAAAUUAAAAUUAUCACUUUUUCAAUCUUAAUUAUUUUACAGAACUUGUCAUAGCUUUGCCGUGAAAUGAUAAUGAUGUUUCAAUUAAAUUAUGUAACAUUAAAAAAGAAGUUCCGUCCGUUUCUUUAAUGUGAUAAUGCAUCAAUGAAGUUUUAAAUAUUUUUAUGAACCCUUUGAUGAUGUAAAGGAAGUAUAACAUUAAAUUCUCACCGUCCACUCCCGAGAGAAAUUUGUUAAAACUUUAAAAACUGAGAUGAUUCUGUGCAUGUGGGCAAGACAUCAUUAUUUUUCUGAAUGAAAAUCACGAAUUGUUAUUUGUCUUACUUGAUAAGUUUAAGAUGUAUAUUUUAUAUUUAUUGAAAAGAUCUGAGCUGUCAUUUGAAGAAAUGACAAAUAAAAAAUUGUACAAAUA
Messenger RNA from Mizuhopecten yessoensis (Yesso scallop), 2113 nucleotides. Its product is annotated as intraflagellar transport protein 46 homolog. NCBI's taxonomy places the organism in Eukaryota, Metazoa, Mollusca, Bivalvia, Pectinida, Pectinidae. The record is from RefSeq and is a predicted model, not a curated record. Gene Ontology annotation, cellular component: centrosome; intraciliary transport particle B; motile cilium. Gene Ontology annotation, biological process: intraciliary transport; cilium assembly. The transcript is spliced from 13 exons. Bases 58 to 1362 code for a protein of 434 amino acids.